This is a messenger RNA of Misgurnus anguillicaudatus (oriental weatherfish), 2118 nucleotides long. The record is from RefSeq and is a predicted model, not a curated record. Lineage: Eukaryota; Metazoa; Chordata; Actinopteri; Cypriniformes; Cobitidae.
AAAUAUAGUUCCUCUUUUAAAUCCGCUUAGAAAAGCGCUACGUUUUAUUUUGUACCACCAAACUUGCUCGUAUAACUACUCGUCUUAAAUAGGAAAAACGUUGAUGUGUUUGGUCACUUCUAACUUUAUCUCUAAAUGGUACCAUUGAAUGAAUGGGGCUAAGCUAAAUGCUAUCGAAGCGUCGCAGCGCGCCCCAGCGCUUACGUGCACGCACACAGAUGAUAGAGGGAUGUAUCAACAAUUCUUAGUUAAGUGUCCUACACAUCUGUCUGUGACCCAAGUGUACAGGGGGUUAGAUCCAUGCUCCAGGAUCUGCAUUGAAAUCAUCUUUUGUGUUUCAUUGAAGAAAGUAAAAUGGAUGGGUUUGGAAUAACAUCAAGACAGAAAUUUCUGGCAUUGCUUGGUCUGUGGUCAGACAUCAUCGCUGGUCGAGCGUGCUGAAGGUCUCUCUGUUUUUACCAGGCAUAAACCAUCCACCUGCUAUGCAAAUACACACAGAGAUACACACACCUCCCGCACGCUACUUACAGGACUCAUAUACAAAGUUCUGGAAGAUUUGCAUUCAGACCUCACAGCGGAAAUUUUCCUGAUGAACUCAAGACCGCAUUCAUCAUGAGUUUCUUCGGGAAGCUAAAAACAUCUGUACUACACAGUGGACCACCUGCCCCACCCAGGAGAACAGAUAAUAGUUCUGGAUACGGCUGGCCAGAAGAGGAAUUUGAUGAUGAAGAUGGAGAUAUGUAUGAGGCUCCACCAUGUGAACCUUCUCCUAUAAAGCUCCAACCUCGUCAAGUAGAGGAAAACGUUUACCUGGGUUGUCCGGACAGAACCCCAAACCCUUUUAUUUCCAAACGUCAGGCAGCGCCACCGCCACGACCCGCCAAGGUGCCGCAUGCAGGCAAAAGCACGAAGCCAGAACCACCACAUGACCCAGAAGAUUUUUACAUUGACCCCAAUGAUAGCAAACCUCCUGAGGUAAUACGAAAGGACAAACCUGGUAGAAAGGCUCCAUUUAAGAAACCCAUGGGCCCUCCACCGGCAGUACCACAGGAUGAAGAUGUUUACUUAGACCCAAAUGAAGGCCAGGAUGAUGACACAUAUCUGGAACCUGUCGCAGACUGCCCUCCUGUACCCCGAAGCCCUGCCCGUAUGCCAGCGGCUCCUAAAAAUGUCGUGCGAGACCCUCCACCACCAAUCAUGAAACCACCUGUUCCCAGAGCCAAAUCUAGUUCACUUCUGAGCAACGAUGGCUUGAUCAAAGUUCUACCGUCAGAGAUGAAACGCUCCACAAUUUCAGGCCAGCUGCCCCCUGCUGUACCGACUCAUAAACCGGCUCCUCCCAUCCAUAUCAUGAAAGAACCCAAACCCAGCCCCCCUCUACCUCCAAGUAUGGACUCAGCAGCGCCCUCUUUUGGAAUGAAACCCACCACACAGGGUUUUGCACAGCAGGAGGCGGGGCUUCAGGACAGGCAGUGGUUUGCUGGAAUUUGUGAACGCAAGACUGCAGAGGAAACAGUUCUCAGGUUAAAUAAGGACGGCACAUUUCUGGUCAGGUGCAGUAGUUCUCAGAAUGGACAUCAACCCUACACGCUGGUCGUCCUCUUUCAUGACAACGUCUAUAACAUACCUGUUCGGUUUCUGGAGGACUCUCAGGUCUAUGCACUGGGGAAAGAGGGCAAGAAGUCAGAAGAACUGUUCGGCAGUUUACAGGAGAUGAUCUCACAUCAUAUGAAAAAUCCCAUUUUGUUAAUUGACCGUAAGAAUCAGUCCAAACACUCCACUUACCUCUCACACCCUGUACGGCCAUAAUGUCCUCAUCAGCUCUCUCACUCGCCCUCUCUCUCUCUCUCUCUCUCUCUCUCUCUCUCUCUCUCUCUCUCUCUCUCUCUAGUCUGACCCUAACACACAUACUGUAUGCUCUAAAACACUCAAAUUAUUUAUAAUAUGUUAUUUGUACUAUAUACAUUUAUUGUCUUUUGAAUUUAGUAUACUUUAUUAGUGUUUUUUGUUUUUGUUUUAAUGACAGUUAUACAGUUUAUUAUAUGUCAUAGUUAUUAAAUAAAUGCACAACUGGUGUUGGUGUAAAACUGUUUGAAUAAAAGAAAUUCAGAAAUGUCA